Molecule: messenger RNA, 1014 nt
Organism: Lactuca saligna
Lineage: Eukaryota; Viridiplantae; Streptophyta; Magnoliopsida; Asterales; Asteraceae
Source: the annotation of a GenBank genome assembly
AUGUCGGCUGCUAAAGAUUGGCUUAAAGAAAUAGAAGUAUUCUCUUCGGAUCUUGUAACUGGUGAAAGAAUUUCUUCUAAAUGCAAAAUCGAAUAUGCCUGGAAUCCAUCAAAAUGCUCUCAUUGCAAGGUUUAUGGUCAUAGAGAUGCUACAUGUAGAAUUCUUUUAGCUAAGGAGACUAAUUCUAUCAAGAAUUCUAAAGUUGGAGAAGAGAAAAAAGAGGAGAAAAAAAUUGAUCUCAUGGAAGUUCUCAUUGCUAGUACAAAAUCUGUACAGGAAGAUCAAGACGGAUUUCAAACUGUAGUCAAAAGAAAUAAAGGAACUAAUAUGGGAGAAAAUCUGAAGGAAGAAAUGAAGAAUAAAAAGCAAAAUGUGAAUCAAGGGCAAAAAGGGAAAAGAUACGGAGGAGAAAAGGCUGAGAAUGGAAAUAAAGCAAGCAUGCAGGGGCAAAAAGGGAAUAAAAAUGUUAAGACUGGUAUGUCGGCUGAAGGAAGUCAAUGGAAUAAAGGAAAAGGUUCACAGGGGUAUAAUGGGAAAAAUCAAAAUAUAAAGGGAAGUUUUUAUGGCAGAAAUUUCGAACAGGGACAGACGAGUAAAAAUGAUUAUUUCUCGAAUAAAAGGGAGAAUAUUGCUACGAGUUUUAUGGGUAAAAAGGAAUUGGCGGGAUCUAUUCAUGGUAGUGGGAAAAAAGAGGAAGAUGUAAAAUCUGAAGUUAGAGGAAAAAUUAAUGUGGCUGGGCAAAAAUAUGUUCCGAAAUCUGGGCUGGAUUUCAAAAUUAGCUCGAAUUUUGAUUCUAAACCUCAACCUUUGAUGACCAAUGGUCCUAAAAAUCUUUCAACUAAUAAUAAAUUUGAAGUCCUCAAUGAUUUGGAAGAAGAGACCCCUUUUGUUUUUUCGAAGAAGGGAGUAGAUGAGGCUGAUUUAGCUUAUUUGGAUUCCGUGGAUCAAAUGGAGGUUAUAAGAGGUAUCCCUUUGAUAGAUACCAACAUGGAAACCUUUCCCAAUGACGAUUAG